AUGGCUACACACGCCACAAAUACAUCCCCCCUGGACGUCGACCCGUCCAAGAUCCCCCUCUCCCUAGCCUCAUGCUCCAUCGGCCUGCCCAAGCACUCCCUCCACCAGAAGCUCGAGGCCAUCUCGCAGGCCGGGUUCAAGGGCAUCGAGCUCUCCUUCCCGGACCUGCUCUCCCACGCCAACGAGCUCGUCCGCAUCGGCCAGAUCCAAACACCACCCAACAGCAACAAGGUCGACGAUGAGGGCGUGGCAGAGGACGACUGGCCCGCCCUGCGCGAGGCGGCAAAGUCCGCCGCGCACCUCUGCGCCACGCACGGCCUGCAGAUCCUCGUCCUGCAGCCCUUCGCCAACUUCGAGGGCUGGCCCCCUGCCAGCCCGGAGCGCGAGGCCGCAUUCGCCCGCGCGCGCGGGUGGCUGACCAUCAUGGAGGCGGCCGGCUGCCCCAUGCUGCAGGUGGGCAGCACCGACUCGCCCGCCGCGUCGGGCGACCGGGACCGCCUCGCGGCCGACCUGGGCGAGCUGGCGGACCUGCUGAGACCGAAGGGGUUCCGCAUCGCGUACGAGAACUGGUGCUGGGCGACGCACGCGCCUGGCUGGAAGGACGUCUGGGAGAUCGUGAAGCUCGCGGGCCGCGACAAUAUCGGGCUGUGCCUGGAUACGUUCCAGUCUGCGGGCGGCGAGUGGGGGGACCCGACGACCGAGUCGGGGAAGGUGGAGCGCGGCAAGGACGGCGGCGUGGACGAGGAAGGGCUGAACAAGUCGUGGCAGGACAGCCUGCGCGAGCUGGCCGCCACCGUGCCCGCGGACAGGAUCUACUUCCUGCAGAUCAGCGACGCGUACCGGAUGCAGCCGCCGCUCGUGCCCCGGCCGGAGCCCAACGACGACACCGGGCUGCGGCCCCGCGGGAGGUGGAGCCACGACUAUCGCCCGCUGCCGUACGACGGAGGGUACCUACCCAUCGCGGACUUCACGCGGGCCGUGCUGGGGACUGGAUUCCGCGGGUGGCUGAGCGUAGAGGUCUUUGACGGGCAGUUUGAGAAGAAGUACGGGGAGGACAUGAAAGGGUUCGCGGAGAAGGCGAGGGACAGCACACUGAAGCUGGAUGGCCAAGAACAACCCAUGCCAAACGGAGACGACCACGAUGGCGAGACAGGGCAGAUCAACGAGGGCAGCGGCCAGUCCGGCUCCAUGCAGGCGCAGAGGAUACAGCGGAUCCGAGGCAACUACGAGGGCGAGACGAGGGAGCUUCCGAGCGGGCAGGACUGGCCUCGGAGUCACAGCGGGGACGUCACACUCGAGGAGAGGCGUGAAAUGGCCGAGGGAGGCGGCGGUGCUUAG
Molecule: messenger RNA, 1338 nt
Organism: Diaporthe citri
Lineage: Eukaryota; Fungi; Ascomycota; Sordariomycetes; Diaporthales; Diaporthaceae
Exons: 2
Coding region: 1-1338 (445 amino acids)
Source: RefSeq, a predicted model, not a curated record